This is a messenger RNA of Ceratotherium simum simum (southern white rhinoceros), 2494 nucleotides long. RefSeq names its product solute carrier family 26 member 3 (gene SLC26A3). Lineage: Eukaryota; Metazoa; Chordata; Mammalia; Perissodactyla; Rhinocerotidae. Gene Ontology annotation, molecular function: secondary active sulfate transmembrane transporter activity. Gene Ontology annotation, biological process: sulfate transmembrane transport. Gene Ontology annotation, cellular component: membrane. The record is from RefSeq and is a predicted model, not a curated record.
AGCCUAUAGACCUAAGCGGAUGGACACUGUCCCUUAGAACUGGGCUACUUUAUCUCAGAAGUGUUUCACUGUUGCUGAGCUAUCUCACUGAAUGUGUAUCAGGUAUUUUAACCUGCUAAAGACAAGAAGAAGGGUUUGCCACAUAGUUCCAAAGGUCUUCCACUUACCACAGCUGUCAGAGAAAGCAAAAUGAUCGAACCCAUUGGGAAUCAGUAUGUCGUGGCCAGGCCAGUAUAUUCUGCAAAUGCUUUUGGGGAAGAACAUAAGAAGAUAAAAAGACAUCAUAAGACAUUUCUGGAUCGUCUCAAACUGUGUUGUAGCUGUUCCACUCAAAAGGCCAAGAAGAUUGCCCUUUCUUUGUUCCCCAUAGCAUCUUGGUUGCCAGCAUAUCGGAUAAAGGAAUGGCUACUCAGUGACAUUGUCUCUGGAGUCAGCACGGGGCUGGUAGCUGUACUGCAAGGUUUAGCAUUUGCUCUGCUGGUCAACAUCCCCCCACGCUAUGGGUUGUAUGCAGCCUUUUUCCCAAUCAUAAUCUACUUUUUCUUGGGCACUUCUAGACACAUAUCUGUGGGUCCAUUUCCAGUUCUGAGUACGAUGGUGGGAGCAGUAGUUGUGAGAAUAACUUCAACAGCCAAUACAGCUGCUCUGACAGCCUCUAAUAGCUCAACGAGUAAUGAUUCAUUGUCCACAGAUGAACAGAGUGUGAUGGUGGCUGCAACGGUCACAAUCCUUUCUGGAAUCAUCCAGUUGCUCCUGGGGGUUCUGCGAAUUGGAUUCGUGGUGAUAUAUCUAUCUGAGUCCCUAAUCAGUGGCUUCACCACAGCUGCUGCCAUUCAUGUUGUGGUUUCCCAACUCAAAUUUAUUCUUCAGCUGACCGUCCCAGCACACACAGAUCCAUUUUCAAUUUUCAAAGUACUAGAAUCCGUAUUCACACAAAUAGGGAAGACUAAUAUUGCAGACCUUGUGACAUCCUUGAUUAUCCUCGUCGUUGUAUCUGUGUUUAAAGAAAUAAAUCAACGCUACAAAGCCAAACUUCCAGUGCCCAUCCCAAUUGAAUUCAUCAUGACUGUGAUCGCGGCAGGUGUAUCCUAUGGCUUUGACUUCAAAAACAGGUUUAAUGUGGCUGUGAUUGGGGAGAUGAAAAGUGGGUUUCAGCCCCCUAUCACACCUGACCCGUGGAUUUUCCAAGAAACCAUCGGAGACAGCUUUGGCAUUGCCAUUGUUGGCUUUGCGGUGGCCUUUUCAGUCGCCAGUGUCUAUUCCGUCAAACACGAUUAUCUGAUUAGUGGCAAUCAGGAGUUAAUAGCCUUGGGAUUGGCUAACAUAUUCAGUGGAUCAUUCAGAGGAUUUGCCUCGAGUACCGCCCUCUCCAGAUCGGCGGUUCAGGAGAGUACUGGAGGCAAAACGCAGGUUGCUGGGCUUCUCUCUGCUGUCAUUAUACUGAUUGUGAUUGUAGCCAUUGGAUUUCUGCUGGAGCCACUACAAAAGUCUGUCCUGGCAGCCUUAGCACUUGGAAACUUAAAGGGAAUGCUGAUGCAGUUUGCUGAAAUAGGAAGACUGUGGCGAAAGGAUAAGUACGAUUGUCUAAUUUGGGUCAUGACCUUCAUCUUCGCCAUUGUCCUGGGACUCGGGUUAGGCCUGGCAGCCAGCGUAGCGUUCCAGCUCCUGACCAUUGUGUUCAGAACCCAAUUUCCAAAAUGUAGCACACUGGCUAAUGUUGGAAGGAGCAACAUCUAUAAGAAUAGAAAAGAUUACUCUGACAUGUAUGAACCGGAAGGAGUAAAAAUUUUCAGAUGUCCAUCUCCUAUCUACUUUGCAAACACCUUUUUCUUUAGACAGAAACUUAUCGAUGCUGUUGGCUUUAAUCCACUACGAAUUCUACGCAAGCGCAACAAAGCUUUAAAGAAAAUCCAAAAAAUGCACAAGAAAGGCCUGAUACAAGUGACACCAAAAGGAUUUAUAUGUACCGUUGAUGACUUUAAAGAUUCUGAUGAAGAGCUAGACAACCGUGCAAUAGAAGAACUGGAUCAGCCAAUCAGUACCACAGACCUUCCCUUCCAGAUAGACUGGAAUGCUGAUCUUCCUCUCAACAUUGAGGUCCCUAAAAUCAGCCUGCAUAGCGUUAUUCUUGACUUUUCGGCAGUGUCAUUUCUUGAUGUUUCUUCAAUGAGGGUUCUCAAAAAGAUUUUUCAAGAAUUUGUCAGGAUCAAGGUAGACGUGUAUAUUGUUGGAACUGAUGAUGACUUCAUUGAGAAGCUUGCUCGGUGUGAAUUUUUUGAUGAUGAAGUCACGGACUCAAUGUUUUUCUUAACCAUCCAUGAUGCUGUUUUGCAUAUUUUGAUGAAGAAGGAUUACAGUACUUCAAAGUUUAACUCCAGUCAGGAAAAAGAAAUAAAAUCUGAUUUUACCAUAAAUACAAAUGGAGGAUUACGUAAUCGGGAAUGUCAGGUACCACUUGAAACAAGAUUCUAAUCAAAAUAUAAUUCAGAGGGAU